AGCCACAGCCGCCGCUACCGCCGCCGCCUCCACCACCGCCACCACCGCCUCCACCGCCUCCACCACCGUGAGGCUUCGAACCCGAACACGACCGAGCGUCGUCGAGCAACAACGGAAACGUACGAGCGGUGCGGUUCGAGCGGCCGAGCGAGCGAUACGGUCGAGCAGUGCGGUGCCGACUCUUGCUGCCGCGGUUACAGAUUCUGCGGUGUGUGUGUGCGCGCGUGUUUACACGACGAGAGGGAGAGAAAGAGAAAGAGAGAGAAAGAGAGGGACAGGGAGAGUUUGCGCCGCGGAGGCGAGGGCAGGAGAACUCGAAAGAGAGACAGAGAAAGAAAGAGAGAGAGAGAGAGAGAGAAAAAGAGGAGAGGCACUCGCGAGAGCAGAGGAGAAACGCAAAAAGCGGCGGAGAAGUCUGUGAGUCGUCCGCGAAACACGGUGCGUACGCGCGUGUUCCGUCGAGCAAGUUCCCUCUCGCAGGAGGAUUCACGCAGCACCGUGAGUACGUACGUACGGUGAUAUACGUACGCCUCUCGGUUCGGCUCGUGAUAUCGUUCGGCGUAGUAUCGCGAGAUAUCGCGAGUUCGCGGCACGAACAACGCUCGACGGAGCCGACGGCGGAGAGACGUCAUCGUAAGAAACGUUGCGCAGUGUCGUCGUGCUUGGUGCGACGCGACGUGACCGGCACGCACUCACCGUGAGAAGCGCGAGAACGAUAACGCGCCAAUCACUCUCGCGCGCGGUUGCAUUUAGCGGGGCGUGGGUGCACCAGCACCACACCGCGCUGCACCACACCGCGCCGCACCGCACCGCGUCGACGGCGGUGCGACGAGACGGCGGGCGGUGCGCGUAAUUCAAAAGGUGCGCGCGACGGCCGCGGCGAGAACAUGACAGACGACACGGAGUGCGCGAAUUUGAGGCGGCAUUGUGUCGCGGGUGAAGGGACGAUAAUAUAAACGUAGUGAGGCAGAAAAGAACGGUGGGAAGCAAAGAGAGAGAUAGAGAGAGAGAGAGAGAGAGAGAACGCACGCAAGGCCGAGGGGAGAGAAACUCCUCCGAGAAAGAAAGCUUCCAAACCAAGUACAUCCGCGCGGCCAGUGAUCCCGUGUGCGGCUCGCGUGUUGUGUGCGCGUCCGCGCCUUUCGUGAGUGUGUGUUAGUGCGAGCGGACCCAGGCCGCGCGCGCGCAUGCGAGUGGGCCCAGGAGAAGAGAGGAAAGAGAGGAGAGCAGAGACUUUCGUGGCUUCCGGCCUGUUGGCGCGGAGGCGUUCCGGCUGGCGAUCGCGGUCUCGCGGAGAGGAUGCUGGUAACGUCGCCGACGGUCGUCACGACGAGGGCUACGAUGACGACUUCCCGAGGUCUCGACUGAGUUCUCGAUUCUCGGGAUUCACCGAGAGAGGGAGAGAGAGGGAGAAAAACAGAGAGUAAAAGAAAGAGAGAAAAAGAUUCUCGCCGCGUCAUCAUCGGCGUCGGUUUCGCCGCCGCGACGGUGGCCGUCGACGAGCGUCGUCGUGCUGCUGGCCGCGGCGUGUACCGCGAUCGUUAAUCAGGUGUUAUUCCGAAUCAGGUGUUCGUGAAGCAAGGAACGCGAAAAGCCGCGCUUUUCAAGUGCCGACGGCACGUUCUCUGCAAGCCAUUGUCGUCGGGGAUUCGGUAGGGAAACUCUGAACGAUAGUCGUAUCCGAGUAAUUGAUGAUUGUAUUCUUCAAUCGCUGUCACUACAGAUUGGACAUCGCAUCCUGUGACUAUUCACGAUUCUAGAAAUUAAGAGACAUUAAGGGAUAUUAUUUGCGAGGACCCUCACAGUCGUGGUAAUCGAAAGACUCGCAAAAGAUCCACGACUAUUCCGCGAUCACGCGAUCCGAAGAACCUUUCUCGGAACCACCCGCGAUCCUAAUAAUCACCUUCGAAGGAUCUCGGAGCCGGUAUCGAUCCCGAGCCGUGGAACGCGUGGGGACGCACGGUAGACCUUCGUCGUCACGAAGAAACCGUAUUCACGUUACGAAGGGAUUACUUAGAUUCGUUCCUAUCCCGGAGCAAGCCGUCCUCGUUUUUGGCGACGAUAAAGGAGCGUCCACGCGACGCCAAGAUCCGGAUACAGAAGGAAUAACGCGAGCGACAUCGCGACGCCAGCCGACGGCGGAUCACUUCCGGUGAAAUCAAGAACGCGAACGACACAGCCAGGAUGCAGGUGGCAACGUUGUUCAGGGAGAGCGCUACCCUGCUGGGUGCAUCCAGCCUGGACCCCCCGCAGACUCACCAUCAUCAGAGUAUGCACCAACCGCAACAGCAACAGCAGCAGCAUCAGCAGAUGCAGCAACAGCAACACGCCACCGACAUGCACCUAGUCGGCCACCACAUGCAGCACCAUUACAAGAUGUAUCCGUCACCGGUGCAGAAUGGAGGACCAAACGGCACGACGACAAUGAGUUGCGCGAGUUCUCAAGGGGUGAUGGUGAAGCAGGAGGCGAGGGACGACGGUUACGAGACGAGUCCGGACCUCGAGAUGAGGAGCACCGGCGGUGACAGCAGUCAGCAGUAUCACACGCCGCUGACACCACACACACCGCACACACCGCACACGCCGCACACGCCCCUCACGCCGAUAUCGGCGACAGCGCAUCAACCCCAGCAGCCGGGCUCGACCGCCUCCACCCUCGGACAGGUCGCGAUAAAAUGCGAGACGCCGGUGGACCCAUAUUCGUUUGUCGACGAAGAGAUGUCGAUGGGUGGUAUAAGGACAGCAAGCAGUCCAGGCGGCGGCGGCGGCGGCAAUCCUGAGAGCAUGACGUGUCCGAACGGCGCCCAACCUGGGCUAGGUACACCCACGUCGACGCCGCCCGGGGCGCUGUCCGGACCACAACAUCAUCAGAUGAAUCUUGUGAUGAACGGCACCGCCAGCAUCAAUCCGCAGCUGGCGCAUCAGCCGAAGAAGCGAGGCCGCAAAAAAAAGUCGGAGAUGAUACUCACCCCCGAGGAAGCGGAACUCGCAGAGGCCAAGAAACGUGCAAAGACGUACAAAGAGAGGAAGAAGCACGACAGGUUCGACGGCAUGCCGGAAGAGGAAGUGAGCAAACGCGUUCUACCGGACCAUCUCGCCAACAACCUUGACAUUAUUAUAAUUGGUAUCAAUCCCGGACUGUUCGCAGCUUAUAAGGGACAUCACUAUGCUGGACCUGGAAAUCACUUCUGGAAAUGCCUACAUCUAAGUGGUCUCACGCCCGAACCAUUGACUGCGGACGACGAUUACAAGCUUUUGCGACUCGGUAUCGGCUUUACAAAUAUGGUAGCACGUGCGACGAAAGGCAGCGCAGAUCUUACAAGAAAGGAAAUUAAAGAAGGUAGUCACAUUCUGCUCGAGAAGUUACGAAAGUAUAAGCCAAAAAUUGCAGUAUUCAACGGCAAACUCAUAUACGAAGUAUUCUCGGGAAAGAAGGAAUUUGGGUUUGGCAGACAACCGAACCUCGUCGACGGCACCAAUACGUACAUGUGGGUUAUGCCCUCGAGCAGCGCGAGGUGUGCUCAACUACCGCGUGCUGCUGACAAGGUGCCAUAUUACGCUGCCCUGAAGAAGUUCCGCGACUACCUAAACGGUACGAUCACGCACUUGGACGAAUCAGACAUCGUAUUCGCCGAUUCAAAGCUCAAGAAGAAGGAACACGAACCGAUCGAGGAUAAGAAGCCAGUGUUUACCGACGAUUUGCCCGACGGUGAGAGCCGAAUCACGGAGAUCAACGGCAUGGGAAUUAAGCAGGAGACGGGCGUGAUACCUGGCAAGAAGAAACGCGGAAGACCGAAAAAGAUAAAAAAUCCAGAGGAUCAGCCACCGCCGGAUCCCGAGAAGCUGGACGCAAACGGCGAGGUCAUUAAAAAACGCCGCGGACGCCCGAAAAAGAUCCAUCAACAACAAAAGCAAAUGGAGCGAGAGAAUCGUGAGAGAGAGCAGCAACAGCAGCAGCAUCAAGUGAUAGGCCACUUGAACGACGGAUACAGUAACGUGUCUAACUGCUUUUCGCCACCAUUGAUGUCACCUCCAAAGUUCCAGCACAUGGCACCGUACGCGCCGACGAUGAAUGACGGCUUCUUCGGCCAGGGCAUGAACGACAAUAGCCCGUACAAUAUGAGCGCGAAGCAAAGCCCAGUGCACCUGCAGCAGCAUUACAGCCAGAGCCCCAAGUCCAUGUCGCUGUCGUUCACGCACUCGGACUUAUCGUCGGAAAUCAAUACUGCAAUCUCGUCGGAGAACAAUCUCGAGCCGUCGCCUUUGACGUCGCCUAGCGUCGAGCAUCCAGACUUCGAACCGCCCACCAGCAUGUCGCAGCAAAACAUGGGCAAUGACCAUCGUCAGUAUAAUCCGGCUGGAGGGCCCGAUCCGACGGGUCACCAUGGCAGUCCUGGCACGCCGUCCCAUAACAGCUACGCCAACUACAUGGGUUACCACGAGCAGCCACCAGACGCGCAUAAUCCGCAUCCGCAUCAAACGACAUCGACGCCUCUCAGCCAGACCGGCGAGGAGCACUCCCAUCAUUCGCAUCCAACGCCGCCGCAUCCACACACGCCCACCCAUACGUCCAUGUCGCCGCACCAUCCGCACGAGCAGUACGGCAUCAAAAGGAACUCCGGCCAGGACGUGGCGUCGAAGAGUCUGAGCGAUCUAGAAUCGCUUGUGGACCAGAUCCCGAGCAUAGCCGAUGGCGGUAGUCAGCGUCUGCAACAUGCGCAUCCGGGUAUGCCGGGCGACGAUAGCUUGGCGGAGAAGAUGGACGCCCACCAUCAGUCCUACAUGUCCGGUUUCGGCGGCAUGCCGGCUGGACCAACUGGAAUGUCUAAUUAUAGUCCACCGUUGCCGCCGGGUAGCGGAAUCUAUCCCGCCUCGCUACAUCACUCUCCCACUGACGCUGGUUACGGUGGUUUAUACGCUAUGAACAGUCGUCAUCAUCAAGACUCUCAGCAACAGCAGCAGCAGCAACAUCAACAACAGCAACAGCAGCAGCAGCAACAGCAGCAGCAGCACAGCAAGUCCUACACGGUGGAAAAUCUCGCGUCCAGUAACUACACCCCUAGCAUGAAUCACGGACACCCCAGCAACAAUUACCCUAACAUCAUACCCGGGCACUAUCCGGUGCCGAUGGGCUCGACCAAUGGCUAUCUGUUCGGUGGCCUCGAGACAAGCUUGAUGCAGCGUACGUACGGAAUUGGUGGGAUGAGCGGCAUGAGUAGCAUGCAUCCAUCCGCCGCCCUCGGCCACCCGAUGGCAGCGAAUCCGUACCCGUACAACGGCUCGUACUCAAGCUCGUUCGAUGCUUACCCAGCGCCACCGACGAGCAUACACGCGCCCAGCGCCAAUUACCCCGGCUACGUCGGCACGGCUGGAGCGGCGUCCAGCAGCACCACCACGCCGCCGUCCUACCUCGCACCGUCGCACCACAGACCACCGGUCGACCUCUCCUACGACGGUGUAUGAUAAUCGAUGUGAGAUACCGUUCGCCGACCCACCACCAGCCCCCGAUGAUCCUAUCUCUUUCUCUCUCCAUCCCAUCCUCCAUCUC
Mycetomoellerius zeteki is the source of this 5548-nucleotide messenger RNA. RefSeq names its product Thymine DNA glycosylase (gene Tdg). The record is from RefSeq and is a predicted model, not a curated record. The transcript is spliced from 9 exons. Bases 2185 to 5463 code for a protein of 1092 amino acids. Gene Ontology annotation, cellular component: nucleus. Gene Ontology annotation, biological process: base-excision repair, AP site formation. Gene Ontology annotation, molecular function: pyrimidine-specific mismatch base pair DNA N-glycosylase activity; uracil DNA N-glycosylase activity; DNA binding. NCBI's taxonomy places the organism in Eukaryota, Metazoa, Arthropoda, Insecta, Hymenoptera, Formicidae.